AGGAACUGUACCAACAUGGCGGGGCAUGACUGUCGCUUGUUGUUUGUUUAUAUUUGAAUGGACCUUUGGAAAAUCGGCGUAAACUUAUCUUUACAUAGAGCACUGCUGGGUCAUCAUGUCGCUCAACAAGUUUAUGCAUCCCAGAAAUAUCUACAAAAAUCCUCCAAAUUUUAAAGAGCUGGCGAUAUUAUAUCCAGAUUUUCGGAAACAUGCGAAGCAGGAUGUCGCAGGAAAAGUUUCAAUUAACUUCCAAGACCAGGAAGCUCUUCGUGCACUUACAACGGCGUUGUUAAAGAAAGAUUUUGGGCUGGAAGUGAAGAUUCCGAGUGGUCGCCUUGUGCCAACAUUACCACUUCGCCUUAACUAUUUGCUGUGGAUUGAGGAUUUGUUAGCACUCUGUGAUGGAAACCAAGAAAAUUCAGUUUGUGGCAUAGACAUAGGUACUGGAGCAUCAUGUAUUUAUCCCCUUUUAGCUGCAAAAAAGAAUGGUUGGCAUAUGAUUGCAUCAGAGACGGAUCACGAGAGUGCAAAUGCAGCCAAAAUUAAUGUGGAAAACAACAAUCUUCAGGAACUGAUAAAAGUACAGCUGGUUGACCAAGAUAAGAUACUCACACCGCUUGUGGGAAAGGAAGAAAAAUAUGAUUUCUGUAUGUGCAACCCUCCAUUCUUCAAGAAUGAAGAACAACUUGAUCAGAAGAAAAAGUCACGAACUGCUGAGCGCCCACCUCCACGUAAUGCCUGGACAGGAUCUAUUGAUGAGGUGGUUACUCCUGGUGGUGAAAUAGGUCUCAUUAGUAAGAUUGUGGAGGAGAGUCUACAGCUCAGGAACAGCAUCAGGAUAUACACCACCAUGGUUGGAGUUAAAUCUGAUCUUCAACCUUUGAAAGAAGAAUUGCUCAGACAUGGUAUAACAAAUGCAGCUACCACUGAAUUUUGCCAAGGGCGUACAACCCGCUGGGGUUUAGCUUGGAGCUUUAAUGAUCAACCAAAUCUCAUGGAGGCAUGUGGGAAACACAGCCAUAAGAAGAUAAAGCCCAUGUCCUAUGUUGUGCCAUGCGCAAAUAAACCUGAUGGCUACACUGUAGAUUGUAUUUGUGAGAAAGUAAAGGAGCUACUUGGCAGACUACAGGUAAAAUGCAAAGAACUCAAGCAUUCAUUAAAUGCAAGGGUUAUGACAGUAUCUGCAGCACAGAAUACAUGGACACACCAGAGAAGGCAGCGGAGGAAAAUGCAGAACCUGAAGAUGAAUCCUGAUGGUACAGAAAGAGAAAGUGAUGAAAUUGUGUCACCUGCAGUUGAAACUUCUUCAGAAAUGCCGUUGCAUGAUACAAAAUCAACAACUGAGUCUAACAUUGGUGGCACUAUGAAACUGUCAGAUGAAACAAAAGAGGUAUCCCUAGGCAGAGUGGGCGGUUAUGUGCAGUCGGAGGCAAAGAUGCAGUUUCAGUCUAAGAAAAGAGAAGUGGAAGAGCGCAGUGCAGACCUAGAACCAUCUGUUAAGAAAAUCAAAACUGAGAAACUAUUGGACAAUGCAAUGGAGAAAGAUAAAAAUGCAGUAACACAGAGUGACAAAAACGCUGAUACAUCAAAAGUUUCACCUGUUUUAAAUGCUACACUAAUUGUGAGGAAAGAAACAGAUAAAAUUAUGAUUGAAAUGACCUAUAUUGAUGGGAGUAGUGGGAAAGAUGGUGUGCAUCAAGUAUUACAGUACAUCAGAAACAACUUGAAGUAAUUCGUAUCCCCAUCAUUCAUGGGCAACAUCCCAUCAUCUUUUUAAUUAAAUUGUUCCCAUGAAUAACAUUGUGUUAUUUGAACAUGUGGAACAGCUAUUCUGAAACUUUACAUUGCUAAUGCCAGACAAGCAAUUGUAUAUAUGGACUGUUGUUACCAUAUAAUAAAACUAAAAAUAUUAUCACAGCAAUUGUUUCUUUUCAUGGACAUCAGGGUUGCCACAGCUCUGGAAAUCAGGGAAUUUCAAACUUGUUAGGGAAAUCAGGGAACUUUGAAUAAAAAAACACUGGAAAAAUCUUGUUUUUUGCCUCAGUAGAUGAAAUUGUUUGUUUACCGAGAUGUCACUCAUUGUUGCUAGGUGGGUGCAGUUGAGUGCAUGCACCACUUCCCUACUCCCUCGUUCUUACUGCUUCUCCUCUUUCUAACACUCCCCUCAGCUUGCAGUCAGUGCUGCCAACACUUCUUACUGCUAGCCCAGCAGCUGCCGACAAGAGGCAGGGAGGCGUGAAGAGUGGUUUGUUUGGAUCUGAUUCUCAGAGACUGUUAUCGAAGCAGCUGGAACCAGCAGUCAUGCAUGCAUGAGAUGUGUCUGAGUGAUAGUGUAAAUGUUUGUGCUCUCGUUUUCUGACAAAAGCUAUGGCCAAAAAUGUAAUUGUGAGAGUGUGAUUGUCUUUUCUGUAUGCCUGUUACAGCUCAGCGAUCAUAUUUAUGGUGAGAUGCUACCUAUCCUCACUAGUUUUGAUUCUCAGAGUAUUCGCACAAGUUAUCUGUUGCAUCAGUCGAUCAUCACGGUCUCAUUUCACAAACAUGGUAUCUGUGACACAAGAAUAGCUGGCCGCACAAGUUGACUUCCAUGACGAGCCAAAAUGGCAGGCCAUUUCUGUGAGUAUCUCUUAACAGAUCAGGCCUGCCAAUUUGGAGCCCAUUGUUUCCUACUAAUGUGCAGGCCCUGCUUGUCGGAUCUAGUCCCUCACCAGUCUGCCCACAGGCUGGGUCUGUUUGUGUGUGAUUUAAUGCGGUGGAUUUUCGUGGUUUAUCCAUGGACCCAGGACUGCGGUGCUCCUCGCCAGGCCAGAGGCCAUGGGUGAUGGAUUUCAGGAAUUUUGACUGUCUCACUGCAAGUAUAUUUUACAGUGCGGCAUUUUAUAGACUUUUAUUUAUUAUAGUACAUUUCUGACACUUUGAAAGUAGUUUAUAUUUUAGAAAGUAUGGAUGAUAAGAAAAUUGUGGCAGUCACUGGCAGUUUGUACACUGUGUACUCAUGUAUUUCUUGAAAGCAAAAUCACGCAAUAACUCCAAAAUAAUAAACAUAAUACAGUGGAUAAUAAUAGAAAAUAUAAAACAUAGUAAAAUCAACAUUUUACUGGCAGUCACCUACUGUGUUGGUUUACACAACUCUUCACCGCCUUACACACUUCUUUCUAGAGGCCUGCUUUUUCCUGAGGAUAUUUUUGAAAUCAGUGAACGUAUUUUAAAUUUGUCUUAUGAC
Schistocerca cancellata (South American locust) is the source of this 3220-nucleotide messenger RNA. Its product is annotated as RNA N6-adenosine-methyltransferase mettl16. Bases 116 to 1732 code for a protein of 538 amino acids. The record is from RefSeq and is a predicted model, not a curated record. Lineage: Eukaryota; Metazoa; Arthropoda; Insecta; Orthoptera; Acrididae. Gene Ontology annotation, biological process: rRNA base methylation. Gene Ontology annotation, cellular component: nucleus. The transcript is spliced from 7 exons. Gene Ontology annotation, molecular function: 23S rRNA (adenine(1618)-N(6))-methyltransferase activity.